Molecule: messenger RNA, 909 nt
Organism: Setaria italica (foxtail millet)
Lineage: Eukaryota; Viridiplantae; Streptophyta; Magnoliopsida; Poales; Poaceae
Product: dof zinc finger protein PBF
Exons: 1
Coding region: 1-909 (302 amino acids)
Biological process (GO): regulation of DNA-templated transcription
Molecular function (GO): DNA binding; DNA-binding transcription factor activity
Source: RefSeq, a predicted model, not a curated record
AUGGUGGCAUCACCACCUAGGGAGGAAGCUGCUGCAGCUAGGAACGUCAAGGCCAAGCAGGCAUGGCAGCAGCAGAUGGCGGCGAGCGGCGGUGGGGAGCGUAAGCCGCGGCCGCAGCAGGAGCAGGGGCUCAACUGCCCGCGCUGCGACUCCACCAACACCAAGUUCUGCUACUAUAACAACAACAGCAUGACGCAGCCGCGCUACUUCUGCAAGGCUUGCCGCCGCAACUGGACGCAAGGUGGCACCCUCCGCAAGGUCCCCAUCGGCGGCAGCUCCCGGAAGAACAAGCAGAGCCGCGCCGGGGGCUCAUCCUCCUCCUCCUCCUCGGCACCACCAGCACCAUCCUCGACCUCUAACGACUCCAACAAGAUGAACCUCACGCAACAACUGAUGAUGAUGCCUACUACUACGACACCUAUGCCCGCCAACUUCCCCAACGUGCUCCCGACGUUCAUGUCAGCAGGCAGCGGCAGCUUCGGCGAGCUCCCCGGCAGUGACCACCACUCCCUGCCCUUCCCACCAUUGUCUCUGCCUUCCAACCCUACAGGCACGAUGCCAUCUUUAGUCGGCAUUCUUAGAGGAGGGUUUCCUGAUGGCGGGAUGGCGGCGCUGCCAUUUCUUCCGGUGCCACCUUCAUUUGGUGCGAUGCAUCAGCAUGGGCAUGGGAUGAUGGGUGGCUCAUCUGACCAACAGCUGGUGGGGCCCCUGCAGGGUAUGGAUCAGGCACUGAAGCUCCCUUUGGCUGCUGCUUGCGGUAGUGGGCCCCAGCAGUGGCCGUCGUCAGCAGCGCCGGAGCAGCAGGUUGUUGGUGGUGAUGGCCGUGCGGACAAGAACAACAACAACAAUGGCGGUGGGGCAACAGGCAGCAGCAGCGGGGUCGAGUACUACUGGCAAGGAUCGAUCUGA